GGUCAGGGGAUGAGGCACAGAUGGGGCAGGCAGGCUGCAGAUCAACAGUGAUGGGGCAGAGUGACUGGGUGGGGCUCCAGGCUGUUUAUCACGCCCAGGGGAUCAGUGACCCAGCACCCCCUGCUCCCCUCUCUCUGGUUCCUGUCCCUGUGGGGAGCCGGGAUGGACGACAUCUUCACGCAGUGCCGGGAGGGCAACGCCGUGGCCGUGCGCCUCUGGCUGGACAACACUGAGAACGACCUGAACCAGGGGGACGACCACGGGUUCAGCCCCCUGCACUGGGCCUGCCGUGAGGGCCGCUCCACCGUGGUGGACAUGCUCAUCAUGCGGGGCGCCCGCAUCAACGUCAUGAACCGCGGCGACGACACCCCGCUGCAUCUGGCAGCCAGCCACGGGCACCGGGACAUUGUGCAGAAGCUGAUCCAGUUCAAGGCAGACAUCAACGCAGUAAACGAGCAUGGGAACACGCCGCUGCACUACGCCUGCUUCUGGGGGCAUGACCAGGUGGCCGAGGACCUGGUGAGCAGCGGGGCCCUCGUCAGCAUCUCCAACAAAUAUGGCGAGAUGCCUGUGGAUAAGGCCAAGGUACCACUGCGUGAACUGCUGAAAGAGCGUGCAGAGAAGCUGGGCCAGAACCUGACCAAGAUCCCCUACAAGGACACCUUCUGGAAGGGCACCACCCGCACGCGGCCCCGAAACGGGACCCUGAACAAACUGGCAGGCAUAGACUUCAAGCAGCUGAGCCUGGGUCACAAACUCAACGAGAACCAGUCAGGAGAGCUGUGGAAGGGGCGCUGGCAGGGCAAUGACAUCGUUAUCAAAGUGAUGAAAAUUCGGGACUGGACAACGCGGAAAAGCCGAGACUUCAAUGAGGAGCAUCCCAAGCUCCGGAUCUUCUCACACCCCAAUGUUCUGCCGGUGCUGGGGGCCUGCCAGUCGCCCCCCGCCCCCCACCCCAUCAUCAUCACGCACUGGAUGCCCUACGGCUCCCUCUACAAUGUCUUACACGAGGGGACGAACUUUGUGGUGGAUCAGAUGCAAGCAGUGAAGUUUGCUCUGGACAUUGCCCGGGGCAUGGCCUUCCUGCACACGCUGGAGCCCCUCAUCCCACGCCACAAUCUCAACAGCCGCAGCAUCAUGAUUGACGAGGACAUGACAGCGCGUAUCAGCAUGGCUGAUGUGAAGUUCUCCUUCCAGUGCCCAGGCAGGAUGUAUGCCCCAGCCUGGGUGGCGCCUGAGGCACUGCAGAAGAAGCCUGAGGACAUCAACCGGCGCUCGGCUGACAUGUGGAGCUUUGCGGUGCUGCUGUGGGAGCUGGUGACGCGUGAGGUGCCCUUCGCAGACCUGUCCAACAUGGAGAUUGGCAUGAAGGUGGCCCUGGAGGGGCUGCGCCCGACCAUCCCGCCUGGCAUCUCCCCCCACAUCUGCAAGCUGAUGAAGAUCUGUAUGAAUGAGGACCCUGCGAAACGGCCCAAAUUCGACAUGAUCGUCCCCAUUCUGGAGAAGAUGCAGGAGAAAUAGGGGCCAGGCCCCCUGCUGCUUGCUGCUGCCCCCUCCAAGUGCCUUCAGGAGGUGCCCCGCCCUUCCCAGCAGGCGGUGCUGGUGCUUUCCCAGACCCCGCAACCUGAGCCGGCCACAGACCCAUGGUACGGAUGGUGCUAUCUCCCCUGGAGCUACCCUGCAAGCUUCCUGCUCCAGACACCAACCCUGAGGCUUCCAGGACCCACUGCACAGCAGCCACCUCCAUCCUCCCCCACAGCUGUGGGUACAGGCUGGCCCUAAGGCCUGGCCUGAGCCAGCACCUGCUAAGGGGUGAGGGUGGCUUUUACUAGCCGCAGGGCUAGGGUCAGGCCUUGGAGCCACCCAGCACCUUAUGCCUCUCCUCGCUCUCACGGGCCCAGAACGAUGCCCCACCCCUCUUUAUAUUAUAUAUAAAUUACCCCUGUCCCAGUGGUCUCCCCCUAGGACAGGGCCUCACUUGUCUGCCUGCACCUAGUGCUGCUCUGGCUUUGUGCUUCACCUUUAAGUCAUUUCCAGCCAGGCCACACAGAAGAGCUGCCAGCAUCUGAAAUAAACAUUUGUUAUGAAAACUG
This is a messenger RNA of Caretta caretta (loggerhead turtle), 2093 nucleotides long. It is a transcript of the gene ILK, whose product is annotated as integrin linked kinase. Lineage: Eukaryota; Metazoa; Chordata; Testudines; Cheloniidae. Gene Ontology annotation, molecular function: protein binding; ATP binding; protein serine/threonine kinase activity. Gene Ontology annotation, cellular component: stress fiber; focal adhesion. Gene Ontology annotation, biological process: integrin-mediated signaling pathway; substrate adhesion-dependent cell spreading; protein phosphorylation. The record is from RefSeq and is a predicted model, not a curated record.